Messenger RNA from Pseudo-nitzschia multistriata, 2251 nucleotides. NCBI's taxonomy places the organism in Eukaryota, Bacillariophyta, Bacillariophyceae, Bacillariales, Bacillariaceae. The record is from the annotation of a GenBank genome assembly.
UUGUACCCUUGGCAACAACACUCUGGCAAGAGACAAACUCCAAACUCUCGACGCCCACACUCACCGAAAGCACGUUGCAAUUGCCAUCGCAGCCGCAGUCGCAGUCGCAGUCGCAAUCCAAGAACAAACACACACACACACACACACACACAAAAAAGCAAUGAUAUCGAUACCCUUCCUCUCCUCGUCCCUGCUGGUCCUGGCGCUGGUCUUCCUGUCCGUCGAGGGACGAUCGACGGCUCCGUGGCAGAGGCGCCACGGCCACGGCCAUAGCCAUUUCCCCUUGUUUGGAAGAUCGGUGUUUUCGCAGGGCACGAACACGAAGGCAAGCCCGAACCUAGGCAUCCUUCGCGGGGGAGACUCCGGCCUCGGGGGCACCCCUCCGGGGGCGCACUCGGCCCUCCCGACCCCGGCGGCGGCAAGGAUCCACGCCGUCGUGGGCGGGGCAUCGGCAUCCGCAUCGUCAUCCGCAUCGUCAUCGGCGUCUUCUUCGGGCACGGGCACGAGCAGCGCCGCGGAGAUGGCCCUGGCCGGGGGGCACAUCAAGACCAAGGCCAAGGGAGCCCCUGCCUCUCCCGAAGCGACCGCGGCGACGAGCGUGAGCGCGACGAGCGGGGGAGCCCAGGUGGCCGCCAUCGACGACUUUGUGUCCAAGGAAGAGAAAAAGGUGCAGAAACGAAAGGACAAGGAGGAACGGAUAGAGAAAAAGAAGGAGAUCAAGCAGCACAAGAAGAUUGCCAAGAAGCUCAAGGUGCGUUGCGUUGCGUUGCGUUCGGGUUUACUGUAUGGAGAAAGUAGUUGUGUUUGUCAUCAUUUGCAGCUGCAGCUGCAGAGGCAGUCGAGCAGAGGCCGGCCAUGCAGGGCUUGGUGCGCAAACAAUUAAUUCGAGGUACAGAGACCUUUUUGUUUCUUUUUGUCGGACACGAUUCGGGCAUCUCAAAAAUCUUCUUUCUCUUGUUGUUCUCGUCUGUUCCUCUGAAAAAUCGUUUCCAAUAACUAUCCAAUUCGAAAUGCAAAUGCGACACCAAUCGACGAUCAUUCGAUGCAUCUGCGAUUUGCUCAUCGAACAACCGCGCUGCAAACUAUUGUAAAACCCAACACGACUUGGGAACAUUUAUCGAUUGCUCGCAAAUUUUAAUUUGAAAUCGCAAACAUGACAAAACAUGACGCGACACGACACGACACGUCCCGUCACGACGCAACGCAACGCAACGCAAAACUACGCAACACAAUCCAACGAAUGAAAAACUGGAUGAACAAAUGAUGGAAUGAAUUACUGUAUCCACAUCCAAAUCCAGAACCGAAACGCCACCAACAAACGCCGAAAGUUCUUGCACUUCUCUUGGGGGAUGCUCUUUGCAUCGUGCAAUCACUUUAUUCCCCGCCGAAUCUUUUUGCCCGGCAUGACCUUCUUCACGGGCCUAAACCUGACCRUCGAGCUGUUGAGGUACCGCAAGGGAUUCGAAUGGAUGAACAAUCUCCUCCAUUUUUUCCUCGGAAAGGCCCUCCGCAAAAACGAGAUGGACGGCAAGUUUACCGGAGGCAUGUAUUAUUUCGGKGGGGUCACGAUCACCGCCUUUCUCUUUCCCAAAUCGUGCGCAACACUCGGGAUUUGCCAGCUGGCCAUUGCGGACCCCACCGCCAGCUUCUUYGGCCGGGCCACCCGCCACGUCUAUUGGAGCCGSAUCAACAACGGAUUUUUCGGACUCGGCCGAAACAAGGGCAUCCUGGGAUUCYUGGGYGGAGCCAUCUGCUGCGUGCCCCUCAACUACCGGCUGCUGUCGCUGGCGGCGGUCAAGAACACCGYYGGGCCCAUUGCAAAGCCGACCGUUCUGGCCAUCUCCCUUGCCCUGGGACUGGCGGGGGCCCUGGCCGACCUCAUGGUUCCGACGCCGGCCCUCACCCUGCCGAAAACCGUCUGCGGCGUCCGCGUUCCGCCCUUCCACCUGGACGACAACAUCGCCAUUCCCAUCCUCAGCGGCUGGGCCUGCACGAGGAUACUCGGGCUGGCCUCGAUCGGCCCGACGGAUCUGGUUCUGUCCAAGUACCUCGUCCUCUAGGCAAGAACGGAACGGAACGGAACAGAACAGAACGGAACGGAACAGAACAGCGCCGGUGUCGAUUGGAUUGGAUUGCAAAACGAAACCGCGACCCAUGCCGUGAUAGCAAUCGUCUCUGUGGCACCGCACCGCACCGAAGUCUUCCAAUACUACUAGAUACUUGUACUAACAAAUAAUACUACAUUUUAUAC